Molecule: messenger RNA, 1362 nt
Organism: Dicentrarchus labrax (European seabass)
Lineage: Eukaryota; Metazoa; Chordata; Actinopteri; Moronidae
Product: olfactory receptor 52N2-like
Exons: 2
Coding region: 50-997 (315 amino acids)
Biological process (GO): G protein-coupled receptor signaling pathway
Cellular component (GO): membrane
Molecular function (GO): olfactory receptor activity; G protein-coupled receptor activity
Source: RefSeq, a predicted model, not a curated record
GUGUGAUCCAACUAAAACCCUGAACUAGGAAGUUUUAUGAAGAGGGAGGAUGGAGAACGUCUCCUCGAACAAACACUUCAUCCUCAAUGGCUUCAAUGAACUCGGAGCGCUGAGGCCCUUCCUCUUCAUCCCUUUCUUCAUCAUGUUUGUUGUAUCACUGCUGGGCAACUCCCUGCUGCUGUAUGUCGUCAUUUCCCAGAGAAGCCUCCACUCACCGAUGUACAUCCUCAUUGCUGGAAUGGCAUUUGUUGACCUGAGCCUUCCAGUGUUCUUCGUCCCCAACAUGCUGCUGAGCUUCUUGUUUGACUGGAGGGGAAUCUCUCUGAGUGGCUGCCUGGUUCAGAUGCACUUCAUUCACUUUGUAGGAACUUUUCAGUCCACAUUCCUGGUUUGGAUGGCACUAGACCGCUACUUUGCCAUCUGUACACCACUUUACUACCACAAAUACAUGGCUUUACCGAGAUUUCUGAAGUUUAUAAUCCCGCUUUUGCUCAGAAAUGUCCUUAUGAUCAUGCUGAUUGUGAGUCUGGCAGGAACAUUGUCAUUUUGCAAUUCAAAUGUGAUGAACCACUGUUUCUGUGAGCACAUGGCCUUGGUGGAGCUGGCCUGUGGAAGUACUGCCAUCAACAACCUGUCUGGGUUACUGACUGUGUUCUUCAUCCCUGUGGUCGACUUCAUCUGUAUUGCUGCCUCUUAUGUGGUGAUAUUCAGCUCUGUGCUCAAAUCCAGCAGGUCAGGUGCCAAAGCGCUCCACACCUGCAUCACCCAUAUCGUGGUCAUCAGUGUCAGUCUGACCAUUGCACUUGUCGCUUUCCUGUCAUAUCGGAUCAGAAAUGGUCUUCCUGCAAGCAUUCAGGUUUUCUUCAGCACCAUGUACCUGCUGUUCCCGAGCUGUUUCAACCCGAUUAUCUACGGCAUCAGAACCACUGAGAUUCGACAGCAUAUUGUGAGGACACUGACCGGUUGUCGCUUUGUCCAGACAGUGCCCCAUUCUUAAGAAACUAUUCAAAUCUGUAACGUAAAAUGUCUCUAUUAUAUGGAGACACAUUUCAAUGAGAUAAAACAAAACAAAUCAAAAGUUACUAUUGAUAAAAAUGAAACUGAUCAUGGCAAGUAAGACUUAUGAGAUAGGUGCUCAGUGCUCUCCUUUUCAGUAGUUGCCCAGGGUGAAGGCUCAACUAUCUGGCUAGGUUGAGGUCAACACUUUGUGAGUGUCUUGAUGCGGGCUACCAUACCCUGGCUCCCCCUACCUGAACGAUAGCUACCCUUACAUUGCCUGGUAUUCAUCACAAGCUAUCUGCAUCCUAAUUGUUAGCCCAGGGCCUACAUUUAUGUGAUAAAAUGUGUUAAAAGGGAAAAUAA